AUGAGCAGGGUCAUUGGCGGGGCGGUAAAGCGUUUUGCGAGGUCGCGAAAGAAGGAGCAGGUGACGGUGGUGCAUGGUAAUCCGUUCAAGACAUACAUUCGGGCUGGCCAGGCGGCCCCAUCUCCUCCGCUGGGCCCCCAACUCGGCGAACGAGGCAUUAACGCGGCUAACUUCUGCAAGGAAUUUAACAAAAAGACCGAACACAUCAUCGAGGGCGUACCGCUGCCCACUCGUAUCUACAUCAAGCCAGACCGAACGUACGAAUUCGAGUUCCAGACGCCACCUACCGCCUGGUUGCUGAAACAGGCGGCUGGCGUCAGUAAGGGUAGCGGAAAAGUCGGCGAGCUAGCUGGAAUGGUGACCCUGAAGCACGUUUACGAAAUCGCUCGUGUCAAAGUGCAGGACCCAGUGAACAUGGGCACGCCUCUAGAGACUAUGUGCCGUAUGAUCAUUAAAAGUGCCACCAGGUGUGGUAUCAAGGUCGUCAAGGAGAUAGAUCCCGAGCAGUACUUGGUAUUCCUGAAGGAACGGGAAAAGUACCUGAUCGAACUGCAACAGAAAAUGAUUGAAGAAAAGAAGGCUAAAUUAUUGAAAACUGCUUAA
Soboliphyme baturini is the source of this 603-nucleotide messenger RNA. Lineage: Eukaryota; Metazoa; Nematoda; Enoplea; Dioctophymatida; Soboliphymatidae. The record is from the annotation of a GenBank genome assembly.